Bufo gargarizans (Asiatic toad) is the source of this 2165-nucleotide messenger RNA. It is a transcript of the gene HAUS2, whose product is annotated as HAUS augmin like complex subunit 2. Gene Ontology annotation, cellular component: HAUS complex; centrosome; mitotic spindle microtubule. NCBI's taxonomy places the organism in Eukaryota, Metazoa, Chordata, Amphibia, Anura, Bufonidae. Gene Ontology annotation, biological process: spindle assembly; microtubule nucleation; centrosome cycle. Bases 58 to 735 code for a protein of 225 amino acids. The transcript is spliced from 6 exons. The record is from RefSeq and is a predicted model, not a curated record.
UUGCAGGGCAGGAGAUGUCAGUUCGGUCUGUACGGACGUUUAUUUUAUUGACCGGUAAUGGCCACUAAUCCCUGGGAUCCGGUGCAGCCGACGGCAGCUGCGUUACUGAUGGAGAGGUGUCUGGGGGCCGGAGUUCUGUCACAGAAUGCCCUCGACCAGACAUGGAAAGAGACCCCGUGCUUCAGUCGUGUAGGAGAGCUGGAGAAGAUCUCUACACUCAAGGCGGAAAUCAACCAGAAGACCUUGGAAUUGGAAAUGCUGAGACUGGAGAAGGAGACGGCCGAUAUCGCUCACUCGUUCUUCCUCAAUCAGAAAUAUGAUGCCCUGCAAGCAAUAAAUGGCCACCUGGAGGCGGUACUAAGAGAGAAACGCAGUCUGAGGCAGAGGCUGGCUAAGCCAUUGUGCCAAGAGAAUUUACCCAUCGAGGCAUCUUACCACAGGUUCGUCUCUGAACUCUUACCACUUGCUGUUAAAUUCAUUGAGAAGCUGGAAGUCUACAUCCAAACCAUCCACACCAUUCCCCAGAUCCCAGACUGUGUGAAGAACAUGGAUAACGCCUUGGUCAGAAUGGAGGCUCUCGAGGCAGAUCUAGAGGAGGUGACUGAACAGAUUCUGACGUGGAGAGAGACACAGAAUAAACAGCUUCAGGGAAACUUCCAGGUUAACGCAGAAGAAAGUUCCAGCAGUAUCAAAGGAUCUACUUCUUACCUGUCCAUUGAAAAUCUCCACCACUAGUUAGCAGUUUGGCGGUGAUGUCACAUUGCUCAGACAGUAGAUAAGGAGUUAGUGGGGUUGUCCUGUCUCGCAGUUUCAACUGGCCCUGGGUGGCCGGGCUUAAUGGGAACUUAAUGGGCCGUCGCUCCGCUAUUUCCAUAGCUCUUACUGCAGUGAAUGGAAGCUACACAAACAGCAUAGCGGAACAAGCUAGGCUGCUUCCGUAACCCCCGAUUGACAGAAACGGCCUUGCUCUCUUUGCUACGCUAUUGGCGUAGCUUCCAUUCACUACAAUGGGAUUUGCUCAGUAGCUUCUGUAAGCCUGGCCUCCUGAGGUCAGUGCUUAGUUCCAUCUUGCCGUGGAAACUGUGAAAUGGGACAUCCGCUUUAAUAUCAAACGUUAUAAGGAUGCAUUCACAUAACUGUGGGGCGGCCGUGCCCGAACCGGAUCCGGUAAGCAUAGGCACCCGCUGUGUGCACCUUGCAUCGUGGUGCGGACCCAAUGACUUCAACGAGCCUCUGACCCGCGAAAUAUAGGACACGUUCUUUUCUUUUGCAGCAUGGAGGCACAGACCUGAAGGCACACGGAAGCCCUUCUGUCCAUGCCUCUGUGCCGCAAAGGAUAGAACACGUCCUAUUUUUCGCUGCAUCUUGCGGAUUGUGGACCCAAUGAAUUCAAGGUGCGGUGUACACGCAUUUUAGCGGAUCUGUGUUUUGCACGGCCAUCCCACAUCCCACUAAGGCUGAGUUUAAAUAGAGUUUUUUUCUGUGCUGCAAAACAUGAUGCAGAAUCUGCUUCAAAUUUAUUUCCUUUAUUAAUUUUACCUUUUUUGACGGGAUUUUUGGAUGUGGAUUCGUCCUGAAAUCCACAACAAGAAUAAACAUGCCACGGCUUUUUUUCCCACAAUGUUUUUUUUUUUUUUUUAACCAUAAAUUAUCAUGUGGUUUUCGCAUUGAAACCAACAGGAAGUGGAUGGCAUGAUAUUUCGGUGUGGAAUCCGCACCAAAAUUCACGCCAAAGAAAACUGUGUCUGAACGCAGUCUUACACAUUUUUAACAGUUUAUCCUGCCCGUAAACCCAGCAGAGGCAGCCAACCUAAUCCAAAGUCAGCACUAGUUUCCCAAUGUAAUGGCUACAAUUAGUAUCAAUAGGUCCGUAGCCUACCUAGUCCGCGCACCAGUCGAAAACUGAUUCUCUCCCCCCCCCCCCCCCCCCCCCAAAAAAAACCCCUUACAUAUAGAAUAGCUACGAAUAACAAUCACAAAUGUAAUAAAGCUAGCAUCUCUCUGUGUUAUGCUUCAUAUCUUGGCAAUGGUUUGGAAUUACUAGAUCACACACAUUUGGGUCUUCUCCACUCACAUUCAAAGAUAUGAAGUCAUUUAUAUAUUUAAUUACUUUUGCUAUUUGUACAUACAUUUUUAAUAUUAAAUAUCUAAACUUUGCAUAUAAA